AUGCCCCCGCAAGACGCAAAGGCAGCCCUGGCCGAGGUAAAGGCCCUGACCUUCGACGUCUUCGGCACCGUCGUCGACUGGCGGACCACCGUGACGGCGGAGCUCCAGGCCGCCGCCGCCGAGAAGCUGCGGUCCGCGGCCUUCGCGGCCCUGCCGGCGGACCUGCAGGCCCGCGCCCGCGCCGCGACGCCCGAGGACUGGGCCGCCUUCGCCCAGGCCUGGCGCCAGUCCUACACGGACUUCGUGCAGGGGUUCGUCGCCGGCCAGACGCCGUGGAAGGACGUCGACGCGCACCACCACGACAGCCUGCUCGGGCUGCUCGCGGCGCGGGGGCUGGCGGGCCUGUACGCGCCCGCCGAGGCGCGCGCCCUGAGCCUCGUCUGGCACCGGCUCGCGCCCUGGCCCGACUCGGCGCCGGGGCUCGCGCUGCUCGGCCGCGCCGGGCUCGUGACCUGCGCGCUGUCCAACGGCAACCGCUCGCUGCUGGCGGACCUCGAGGCGCACGGCGCGCUCGGCUUCCGCCGCCUGCUGUCGGCCGAGGACUUUGGCGCGUACAAGCCCGACCCGAGCGUGUACCGCGGCGCGGCGGAGCGGCUCGGCUUCGCGCCGCCCGGCGGGAUGGGCCGCGUGGCCAUGGUGGCGGCGCACCUGGGGGACCUGCGGGCGGCGCGGGCGCAGGGGAUGCGCACCGUCUACGUCGAGCGCGCGCUCGAGGAGGCUUGGGGCCCCGAGGAGCGCGAGGCGGCCAGGGACUGGGUGGACUUGUGGAUCCCGCUCGAGGAGGACGGGUUCGUGGAGCUUGCGAGGCGGUUGGGCGUGGCUUGA
Molecule: messenger RNA, 825 nt
Organism: Thyridium curvatum
Lineage: Eukaryota; Fungi; Ascomycota; Sordariomycetes; Thyridiales; Thyridiaceae
Exons: 1
Coding region: 1-825 (274 amino acids)
Molecular function (GO): hydrolase activity, acting on halide bonds, in C-halide compounds
Source: RefSeq, a predicted model, not a curated record